AUGGACACCCUUCUCGAUCCUCCAGACCUGGAAGCUGCUCCCGGCAGAGAUGGGCAUAAUAUCUCUCAGACCGCUUGGAAUCGAAAUGUUUUACGGAUGGAGGACGAAAAGCAUGAACAAAAAGGCAAAGCGUCCGACAAGGCCAGCCUCGGUACACAACAGCUUGAGGCUUCCCCAGCAAAUGUGCCCCUACUCCAGGCACCCGAAGUCCUGCCUCCCCCCGACGGAGGCUUCAUGGCGUGGCUGCACGUUGUGCUGUCACAUUGCGUCUUUUUCAACACCUGGGGUGUGACCAAUAGCUUCGGAGUCUUCCAGCAAUACUACGAGCAGAGCCUUGAUCAUCCACCAUCCGACAUAUCCUGGAUUGGGAGCGUGCAAGUCUUUCUCCUGUUUUUCGUGGGAGUGUACGCUGGACGGGCGACCGAUGCAGGGUUCUUUCGACAUGUCUUCCUGUCCGGUGUCCUAUUACAACUCUUGGGGACGUUCCUGACUUCUCUUUGCACGGAAUACUGGGAGAUCUUUCUUGCACAGGCAAUCUGUGUCGGUCUGGGCCAUGGAUUCGUCUUCAGCCCCGCCAUGUCGGUCCUGUCGUCGUACUUUUCAACCAAACGUGCUUUGGCAGUGGGAUUGGCCGCGGUGGGUGGCGCCACGGGUGGUAUUGUGUACCCGGCCGUCGCGAACCAGCUUCUUUAUCACAGUGACAUUGGGUUUCCCUGGACUAUACGAAUCGUUGGCUUUAUCAUGCUUGGGACGCAUGUGCCCUCGCUGCUGUUCUUUCGACCACGACUUCCGCCGCGGAAAGCCGGCAAACUGAUCGAAUGGGCAGCUCUUCGGGAGUUACCUUAUACCACUUUUGCCGCGGCAUUCUUUUUCAAUUUCUGGGGUCUGUAUUUUGUCUUCUUCUACCUGGGCACUUUUGCUAGGGAUAAGCUUGGGGUGACCGAUUCAAUCAAUCUCGUGGUCGCUUUGAACGGCGUCGGCGUCAUCGGACGGUUUUUGCCCAACUUGGUCGGCGUUUAUUGUACAGGGACGUUGAAUAUAUUGCUGCCCUUCACUUUCACCGCGGCACUCUUGGUCUACUGUUGGAUUGCCGUGUCGUCGGUGAAAGCGCUGUGGGUAUUCACAGCUAUAUACGGCAUUGUUGCUGCUGGGACUCAGUCUCUCUGCUUAGCGACCGCGACAGUGAUGGUGACAGAUUUGCGCAAAGUGGGCACGCAAGUAGGAAUGGUACUGACCAUCGUCAGUUUCGCGACCUUGACGGGUCCUGCCAUCCAAGGAGCGUUGAUCCAGCGAGAUCAAGGAGGGUAUCUGUAUGCCCAGAUAUUCAGCGCCACCUCCAUCCUCAUCGGUGCUGUGCUUGCGGUCGCGGCGAGGAUUUCAAAAGUCGGGUACAACCUAAAGGUCAAAAUAUGA
Molecule: messenger RNA, 1413 nt
Organism: Cladophialophora psammophila CBS 110553
Lineage: Eukaryota; Fungi; Ascomycota; Eurotiomycetes; Chaetothyriales; Herpotrichiellaceae
Exons: 1
Coding region: 1-1413 (470 amino acids)
Biological process (GO): transmembrane transport
Cellular component (GO): fungal-type vacuole membrane
Molecular function (GO): transmembrane transporter activity
Source: RefSeq, a predicted model, not a curated record